CGUCUUGCAUUCUCCUCUUUAAACACGUGUUCUCCUCCUCCUCUCUCUCUCUCUCUCUCUCUCAAAUUGCUAUUCCUCCUUUCUGAUCAUUGAGAAAUAAAUCAAAUUCUAAUGGUGAUGAAAUUUGCAAUUAUUCGGAGUUCCGGACCAGCGAAGCGAUAUUUGAGUUGAAGAAUUGUUUGUUCUUAUGUGGGAUUUGAUUGAUUGUUUCGUUGAUUGAAAUUUUUUUGCUUCUCUUUUGGAGUAGUGAGCUGCUGUGGCCGUUGCUAUCAUGACUGUUGUUGCUAACCAGUUGAUCUCUGUACAACCAGAAGACCUCAAGUUUCAAUUUGAGCUGGAGAAACAAAGUUACUGUGAUCUUAAAGUUACAAACAGAACUGAAAACCUUGUUGCUUUCAAGGUGAAAACUACUUCUCCAAAGAAGUACUUUGUGCGUCCGAACACUGGCGUGGUACUUCCUUGGGACUCAUGCAUCAUAAGAGUCACCCUUCAAGCUCAACGGGAAUACCCCCCAGAUAAGCAAUCAAAAGAUAAAUUUCUCCUUCAAAGCACAACAGUUGCUCCACAUACUGAUGUCAAUGAGCUCUCAACUGAUACUUUUAGUAAGGAAGGCGAAAGAACAAUAGAGGAGUGCAAGCUUAAGGUCAUAUACAUGUUCCCUCAUUCAGCUUCCGGAAACGUACAAGAUGGAUCUGAACAAAACUUUGAUAAUCAAACUUUGCAGAGUCUCAAGGAAGAAAGAGAUGCAGCUGUCCGUCAAACACAACAGCUACAACUAGAACUGGAAGUUCUCAAGAGACGUAGAAAUCGUAAAAUUGAUUCAGGUUUCUCCUUUAUAUUUGCACUCAUUGUGGGACUCAUUGGAAUUAUGGCUGGCUUCCUUUUGAACUUGUUAACCUCACCUUCUGCGGAGUAAGCCAGCUAUCCUCACAAUUAUUUCAAAUUUCAGCUACAUUUAGUUACCAACUGAGAAGCUGGCUUAAUUAUUUUUUUUCUUUUAAUUUUCUGUAAAUCGUUCACAUAAUUGUUUCUUGGUUAGUGAUUCAUUCAAUGUUGUUGAAUAUCGAAGUUUAAAAGCAUUGAAAGAAAGGACCAGACAAGUAUUAAAUUGCUGCACAACUCCAUCUUUUAGUAAUCGAUGAAAA
Molecule: messenger RNA, 1145 nt
Organism: Olea europaea var. sylvestris
Lineage: Eukaryota; Viridiplantae; Streptophyta; Magnoliopsida; Lamiales; Oleaceae
Product: vesicle-associated protein 2-1
Exons: 8
Coding region: 272-916 (214 amino acids)
Biological process (GO): endoplasmic reticulum membrane organization
Cellular component (GO): plasma membrane; endoplasmic reticulum membrane
Source: RefSeq, a predicted model, not a curated record